UCCUUAUCUCCUUACUCCUACAAACCACACCAGCAACACUACACACAACACUGCCCCAAUAUCAAAGCCUUGAACUCCUCUUAUCACAUUCAUUCAUCUUCUCCUACACUUUCUAUAACCCUUAUCCUUUCUUGUAUCCUUAACUGAUUAUAGAAUAUUGCAUUAUGGCAACUAAUUCUCUUCAUUCAAUUCAACACCAUUCUCUCAUCAAACGCCAAUACUACUGCUACCCUUCUGAAACUGCUCCUCCAUCCACACUUUCAUCCUCACUUUUCCUCAAACCAACCAGCACCAACAUAACCCUCUCUCACUCUUCAACUUCCAACUCUUUUACCACAUUCUCACUCUCUCAAACAACAUCCUCCACGCCAUCAUCAACCUCUCAAUCCUCCUCCUUUGAACUCCUCCAGCAGCUUCUCUCAGCCAAAAACUUCCGAGAAGCCGACGACGAGACGAGACGCCUUCUCAUCGUGUUAGCAGGCGAAGCGGCGCAGAAGCGCGGAUAUGUUUUCUUCUCAGAGGUCCAGUUCAUCUCAGAAACAGACCUCCAAACAAUUGACAAGCUGUGGAGGGAGCAUAGUGACAACAAGUUUGGAUACAGUGUUCAGAAGAAACUGUUUGGUAAGGCUAAGAAAGACUUUACCAACUUCUUCAUUAAGGUUGGUUGGAUGAAGAAACUUGACACUGAGAUGGAGCAGUAUAACUAUAGGUCUUUUCCUACAGAGUUUAUAUGGGAGCUCAAUGAUGAUACACCAGAAGGUCAUUUACCUUUGACAAAUGCACUCAGAGGAACACAGUUGCUGAGUAAUAUUUUUAGUCAUCCAGCUUUUGAUGCAGUUCAAGAUGAAGUUGAAGUUUCAUUUGGGGGAAAUGGAGCAUUCAAAGGGUUGAAAGAUUCAUCAAAGACAUCAGCUCAGAAUAUGCUCAAAACAGACUAUAGUUUCUGAUAGAGUUCAGGACAAAGUUUACAAUAAUAAAGCCUGCUGAAUGCAUAGAGAAGAAUGUAACUGUGUUUUCAUUUUUAAGUAUAUACAUAGUAAUUAUUGAUUCAUCAUCAUCAAGAGAUGAAGGUAGUUGCUUGAAUUGUAUUUUUUUACUUUAUUAAGGAUAACUGCAUUCUAGAAA
Messenger RNA from Vicia villosa (hairy vetch), 1125 nucleotides. Its product is annotated as tetrapyrrole-binding protein, chloroplastic. NCBI's taxonomy places the organism in Eukaryota, Viridiplantae, Streptophyta, Magnoliopsida, Fabales, Fabaceae. The transcript has a single exon. The record is from RefSeq and is a predicted model, not a curated record. Gene Ontology annotation, biological process: chloroplast-nucleus signaling pathway. Gene Ontology annotation, molecular function: tetrapyrrole binding. Gene Ontology annotation, cellular component: chloroplast. Bases 165 to 947 code for a protein of 260 amino acids.